This is a messenger RNA of Volvox carteri f. nagariensis, 609 nucleotides long. RefSeq lists its product as uncharacterized. Gene Ontology annotation, biological process: pyridoxine metabolic process; pyridoxal 5'-phosphate biosynthetic process. Gene Ontology annotation, cellular component: glutaminase complex; cytosol. Bases 1 to 609 code for a protein of 202 amino acids. The record is from RefSeq and is a predicted model, not a curated record. Gene Ontology annotation, molecular function: glutaminase activity. Lineage: Eukaryota; Viridiplantae; Chlorophyta; Chlorophyceae; Chlamydomonadales; Volvocaceae. The transcript is spliced from 4 exons.
AUGCGUAUUCGCAUCGGAGUGCUGGCAUUGCAAGGCUCGUUCAGAGAGCAUAUGUUCUUGCUGCAAAAAAUUCCAGGAGUAGAAGCAGUUGAAGUGCGCACCAAGGAGGAACUGGAAAGCGUUGCUGGACUGAUUAUUCCAGGUGGCGAGAGCACAACGAUGGCCCUGGUCGCUGAACGAUGGGGUUUAUUGCCUGAACUUCAAUCGUUCGCCAAGGCUGGGAAACCGGUUUGGGGGACUUGUGCGGGCAUGAUUUUCCUGGCGGAGGCGGCCGAAGGUCAGAAGAAGGGAGGACAGGCUUUGCUUGGCGGGCUCGACAUCACCGUCUCACGGAACUUCUUCGGCGCCCAGAUCAACAGCUUUGAAACCCGGCUACCAGCGCCAGACUGCAUCAAAUCAUAUGGCUCGACUGAGGACUUCCGCGCCGUCUUCAUCCGCGCCCCGGCUGUGCUAUCCGCGGGCCCGGAGGUGGAGGUCCUGGCGGAGUACACCCUCAUGCCGGAAGAGGCGGUCGCAUACGGGAGGGAUAAGGUCAUCGUGGCAGUACGGAAAGGCGUCCUCAUGGCGACGGCGUUUCAUCCGGAGCUCACUACAGACUUACGCUGGUAA